Molecule: messenger RNA, 1489 nt
Organism: Polyodon spathula (Mississippi paddlefish)
Lineage: Eukaryota; Metazoa; Chordata; Actinopteri; Acipenseriformes; Polyodontidae
Product: collagen alpha-1(IV) chain-like
Exons: 20
Coding region: 39-1169 (376 amino acids)
Source: RefSeq, a predicted model, not a curated record
UCCUGCUGAAUAGGUCUAACUCAGGUUGUGCUCAGUCUAUGAUGUGGUUAUCUGCUGCCAGAAUAGUUGCUGCUGCGGAACAUUGCUUCUCUCGCUCGAUGUUGGACACCCGUUUAUCCAAAUUGCUAAGCUUGGUAUUGACUGAGGAUAAGGUUCUGCGUACAACUUGCCUUCAGCAAGCAUCAGCACAGGGAUUCAUUGAAAACAUGAUGUCGACAGCUUUGUUACUUUGCUUUCUUGGCACAGCGUUUGCAGCACCAACACCACAGCAACAAGGAGCUACAGAACCUGCCAGUAUAGAAAUCCUCGUUCCAUAUGGAUUCCCAGGCCAAGCCUUCGGACUGCCACAGCCCCCCUUAUCAAACCACCCCUCCUCCCCAGCACAGAAUCCUCUGCACGGACACACCGGGCCUGUCAGCAUUGAGUUUCUGUAUCCUUAUGGUUAUCCAGGACAAACGUUCGGAAACCCACAGCAACCAACAUCAAUCUUUCCUUCCCACGGAUUUAUCAAGCCCAAUGGUAGAUGGAGUAAUGAAGUACACGGCAAUCCUCAAUCCCCUCCAGACCAGAAUCCCCAGCAACAAGGACCAGCAGGACCCACCAGCAUAGAAAUUCUAGUUCCAUAUGGGUAUCCAGGACACACUUUUGGACUGCCACAACAAACACAGCAGAAUCCUUCAGCACCGGGAUCACAGACACCCCAGCAACAAGGACCAACGGGACCUGUCAGUAUAGAAAUUCUGUAUCCUUAUAGAUAUCCAGGCCAUCCCCUUGGACAUCCACAGCAAACCGUAUCAAAGACCAAUCCGGCUGCACCACAGACUCCUCAGCAGCAAGGACCCACAGGCGCUGGCAGUAUUGAAAUCCUGGUUCCAUAUGGCUACCCAGGCUCUUUAGGACACCCUCAGCAAACAGGAUCUAUCUUCCCAUCCCAGGGAUUCAUUAAACACAAGGUGCCACAACCAGCGGGUCAACGCAGUGUAGAAAUUCUGUACCCAUUUGGGUUUGGACACCAGCAACCGAAGUUCCCAUUUGGAAAUAUGCCUCCAGCAAUGCCACAGCAGCCAUCUCAACAGGACACAAAUGUUGACCCUUCUGUUGGGAUGCUGCAGGAAUCAGCACAGCCUGGGCGACCACAUGAAGAUGCCCAAGCUGAACAGGAAGAUUAAUUCAAUUGAAAUGCCAGUACUCUGCAAAGCUGCUCUGUGAAGUCGACGAAAAACCGGGGGUGGAAAAUCACUGUUUAGAUUUGUUUCUUCUUGUUGGUAGAAAAAAAAUAUAUAAAAACUGUGGGUCUGGAACUGCAAGAUAUGGUUGUUUGCUUUUAGACUAAUAGUGUAAGGUGACUGAUCCCUGUCCAGAUAUUUAGAAAUGAAUUAAAAUGUGUAAUAUUUGGUAUUAAGAUGUUUAGUGAUUUCAAUAUGUUUGUUGUAAUAGAUCCUCUUAAUUGUAUUUGGCACUUGAAAUGUUCAGCCUUAAACAGUAUACA